Erpetoichthys calabaricus (reedfish) is the source of this 7814-nucleotide messenger RNA. RefSeq names its product interferon-induced very large GTPase 1-like. The transcript has 3 exons. Lineage: Eukaryota; Metazoa; Chordata; Cladistia; Polypteriformes; Polypteridae. The coding region runs from base 136 to 6945 and encodes 2269 amino acids. The record is from RefSeq and is a predicted model, not a curated record. Gene Ontology annotation, molecular function: GTP binding.
UGAAAGAGAAAUGGAAUUUUGUAAAGCUCUUUGAAUCUCUUUUGGAGAUGACAGUGGCAUCCUUUUAAAUCCACAGGUAAUAAAGUCACAUGUUUGAAGUUGAGUCAGAUCAAAGUAAAAUACCGAAAAAUCAGCAUGCCACUUCCACACGGGAAUGAACAUGCCAUUGAUCUGACUGAAUCUCCUGAAACAUGGACUGAAGUGCUGGAAGGCUCAUCUGAUGGACUGGCACUCCAGGGAAUUUUUUUGACAGGCAAGCCUGAACACCUAUUGAAGAGACGAUUAAAAAUGAUAAAUGUACCCAACAAAUGCAGGUGGUCAUAUCAUGAAAAUGAAGCAUUUGAUUUGUUUAAAUUUUUUGACUCUCACACCCAGGAACAAAUGGCUGCCAAGCUGAUUGAGAAUGGAGGAUACAGCGUUUAUCAGGAAAUGGUAGCAGAUUUAGACGCUGCUAGUUCUCCUUCCUAUUAUGAGGACCUCAGGUCAGGUUCCACAAAGGAGGAAGAUAUGUCAUACAUGUGUGAGUGGAAGAGAUGUUUCAUCCCAGUUGCAACAUGCACCUUCACGUGGCACAACCUCUUUCUUUCUAGCACAGUGAUAACUGACCUGAAGAAGCUGGAAUCACUAAUCGGAGAAGAGCAAAACAAGCAAUGCAAGACAAUCUUGAAAAAGUAUGGCUCACAUGCCAACACAACAUGCACAUUUGGAGGGGCUACCUGGAUGAAAGUAGAAAGUACUCAAUUCUCAGAAGAGGAGAUAGAAAUGCAGAGGCAGCUGGUGGAGGAAAUAAUAGAUGGGGAGGAUUAUUUCUUGCAUAACACGAAUCUUUCCAAGGAUCCAUCAACAUAUGAAAAUCAACUUGUUAGCAAGUAUGAUGAGCACAUUCUGAAAAAUCUGACAUUCUAUUUUCAGACAGAGGGUGGGCCAUCAGACUCACCCUCACUGGACCACUGGCGAGCUGAACUCUUGUCCACAAGCAGAUCCUGGAAGCUGAUUGACCGUGGGCGUCAACAUCAUUUUAUUCCCAUGUGGACUAUUAUGGUAUGGAACCACAGGGAAGAUUUUAAAGACUAUGAAAAAGUAGCCAACACAAUCAAAAGAUACUGGGAAAAAGAAACCGGCUUAGAAGAUAGGGGCCUUGAAGUGGAGAGUCUGAUGAAAGCAGAAACGAUUGUUCAUGAUAUACUUGAAAGAGCUAAAGAAUGGACUGGGAAUUUUAGUGAAACCUUCAGUGAGAAGUGCACAGAGUACAUUACUGAAUGCCUGAAAGCAUACUUUCAAGUGAAAAUGCUCCAGGGCACAGAUUCUGACUAUUAUUGGUACCAAAAUGUUAUCUGUAACAAGGACAUGCAAGCGUUUCUUAAAUGGCUAGCAUACAGCAUUGAAAACUCACAAUUGACAUCAUCCCAUAAGACUGCCCUAUUAGAGCAGGUGCUCAAUCUAUUUGGGAAGCACCCCAUGUCAGACAGGUCAAGCUUUCCGGGUAUCGAUGUAGUUCUGUCCAUAAUUACAAAAUACUUAUCUCAGUCAAUUCCAGGAGAGCUUGAAAGCUUCCAAAGUGUAAAGCUCCUAUUUUCCAAAAUCCGAAAACAGGCUUCUGAAGUUGAUCCUCAAAAAAAAGGUGCCCAGGAGAUGUUCAUGUAUGUUGCCUGCAUUUUGCUUCUGAGGCUCAAGGAACUUGUUGAAGGGAUAGGUCAGCAAUCCCUUAAGCCUCUAAUCACUGCUCUUUUUUACCCUUAUAUUGCAAGUGGUGAGGUUCUUCAGAAGAAGGGACUAUCACAAAGUGAGUGGCAAUCAAUUGCCGAGAGAUUCCAAAAACUUGGCAGCUAUCUAGAUGAGCACGAGACAAAUGAACAAAUUCAGACUCUUGUCUUUGUAACAGCUCUAACUGGUGCUGGGGAGGAUUUGAAUUCACCUGACAAAAGAGAGGAGAUGACAGGUCUUCUAAAAGCUUUGGUGGAAGAGAUGGGACCAGACCUGUGUCCUACACUUCAUAAAGUGGUCCUUGAUGCAAAUGGAAACGUAAACCAGGAUUAUAAGGGGCUGUUAGAAAAUAUCACAUCAAUUAGGGAAGAGAACAGUGUCAGAAAAGAGAUGUGGCAGAGGAAAUCAAAUGAAAUUGUGCAGCUGGUUUUUCAAUCUAAACACAAAGCACCUCAAAUACAGCAACAAAGAGUGGUGAAGAAAAACAACAUUAUAGAAUGUCUAGAUUUAGAAAAAUACUGUGAAACAAAGCUCUCCAUUACUGACAUUAAGAUGGUGGGUUCACUCACUUUGCUCUCAAGCAGACCUUCAAGAUUCAGUGAUGUACCCUGGUAUUUUAUUCAAAAGUUAACAAUGGUGCAUUCAGAUGCUAUCAAAGUGAAAUGUGAAGAAGGUGAAACAUCUGCUAAAUUAGCAUCGCAAACACAGCCUUCUGAAAGAGAUCUGGAAGACUUGUUUCUAACUGAAUCAGAAAACCUUACUGUGCUCAACCCACUGGAUGUGAUACUGGCUGUGUUCAUGUGUUCUGACAUGUUUGUGCAGCAGGAGCUUGCUUUAAAAAUGUCAAUGUGCCAAUAUGCUGUGCCCAUACUGCUUCCAAGUUGUGGGAAACAGGGUUUAUUUCUCCUCUGGGGACUGAGAUCUAUUGUGAAAAAAUGGCACCAGAAGUCACUCAAUGGAUCCAGUUGUACUAUUGAACAGGGCAUAGCAACACACCCAAUGCACACAGUGACAUUUAUCAGAUUUGGAAAGCUUCAGUCUUCAAAGUCAGCCUUCCUCAAUUGUCUUUUGAGCACUUCUCAUAAUUCUCACAGUUUCUUUGUACAUUCAGAAAUGGAAGGUGGAGAAAUCAGUAGGCAGAUUUCCAAUGGUUUGGUUGAGCUUAGCUGGUAUUUGCCAAGUGGAAAUGAAAAUCUUGAUGUUUUCCAUGUUCCUUUUGCAAUUAUGAAUCUCCGAGGUGAUGCUAUGUCUUUUCCCAUGCAUGUUAAGCUACUUGCAAGUGUAUCAUCUGUGCUGUUUGUUUUUGUGGACAACAUUGGAGAUGAAGAGGAGGAAAUGAUUGCCAACCUAACUUCAAAGGUAAAAUUGUUUCUGUUGCUAAACCCACAAACAGACAAGAUGGCUGCAAUCAAGCAAAGGCUUGUCCAUUUAAAUUCAACAUACAAUAUGAAAGCAAGUCAAAUUUUGCUGCGGAUGAAGAAAAAUAAAAAUGAAUAUGUCUCUGAGGUACAUUCAAAGAUAACCAACAUACAGGCUUCAGAACAAAACUGCAUGAGUCUAGAAGAAAUGUCCAGGUUUGCACGGGAACAUGGAUUUGAAGUGGAUGAAGACUAUGGUCCAUGUCAGGGUGGACGAAAGAAGGCAGAGGAGGUUCUUGCUGACUUAAGUUGUCACAAUAUCACAGAAUUCAAACAAGUGAUGUUCCCAUUUCAAGGGCCAGCUUGGCAAGAGUAUUCAAAAAUUGAAAAAGAAAGUCUGCGAUUAAAAGAUAUUGGUUGCAAGAACACACUAGACUAUUCUAGGGAAUUAAAUGAGAAAAAGAAGCAGAUUCGUUUAAAAUAUAAAAAUGACAUUACACCUGCAAUGAAAAUAUUUGUGGAAACAAUCCUGGGCUGUGCCAAGGAGGAGCAGCUCUUCUUUCUGCAGUGGAUGAAGCUGAAGCUGGACUCUCUCUCAUCAACAGCUCUACCUGAACUGCGAGAACAGCUAAAAAUGGCAGACAAGGACCUAAAUGAGCAAAAUCAACUCCUUGAAAAGCUAACAAGCAGCUCUCUUGGGCUGGAACAUUUUUUGCGUGAAAUCGGGCAGAUUUAUGAGGCUUUCCUUAUGUGUGAUUCCAGAUUAAAAGAGGACCUGCACCACUUGCCUGCCACAGUUGCAGAAAUACUGCUUGCUGGCUUCCCAGUGGAACUCAUUGAUGGCAACGUCUGUAACAUACCCAUGAGGUGGGUGUCUGACAUUCUGAAUGAAGUGAACAAAAGAACACACCCAGACACUCGCAUAUUUGUCCUUUCUGUACUGGGAGUGCAAAGCUCAGGGAAAUCCACUCUUCUCAACACCCUCUUCGGCCUUCAGUUUGCCGUCAGUGCUGGAAGGUGCACACAGGGGGCCUUUAUGCAGCUGAUCCACGUGGACCCAGAUGUUAAGCCAGAACUUGGAUGUGAUUACAUCAUGGUGAUCGACACAGAGGGAUUAAAGUCUCAGGAAUUAAUGUCUCUGACUGACAACUAUGAACGUGACAAUGAAAUGGCCACCAUGAUAGCUGCAUUAAGUGAUAUCACACUAGUAAAUCUGGCAUCUGAGUCCAGUGCCGAAAUGCAAGACGUUCUGCAGAUUGUCAUCCAUGCAUUAAUAAGGAUGAAAGAAACAGGAAAGAAGCCCAGCAUUUACUUUAUCCACCAGAACGUUGCUGACAUUUCUGCUAAGGAAAUGAAUUUGCUUGGCACCACUCAGCUUCUGAACAGACUGAAUGCUGUUACUCAAGCUGCGGCAAAACAGGAAAAGAAAGAAGGCGUCUACUGUGAAUUCUCUGAUGUGAUUCAGUGUGACCCGGGCAGUGCAAAUAAAUAUAUAGCUGGCCUCUGGCAUGGCGUUCCACCAAUGGCAGCGGUAAAUGUUGGUUACAGUGAAAGCGUAUUUCAACUCAAAAAAGAGCUCCUCAAUUAUAUCAAAGAGCAGAAAAAGAAACAAAAGCCUUCAACAAUUUCAGACUUUGUUAAGUGGAUGGAAGAUGUUUCUGUUGCUGUGAAAUCAGAAGACUUUUUAUUCAGUUUCCAGAACAGUCUUGAGGCGGCUGCAUUUGCUAAACUUGACACUCACUAUCGAAACUGGAUAUGGGAGAUACAGCAGAGGUUCAUGGAAUGGUGGGAAAGGGAGGAAGUGAAAAUUAAGAACUGUGAGGAGCUGGAUGACCUCCUUUCAAAAUUAUCAAUAGAAGUGGAGGAGUUGCGGAAAGAGCAGGAGAACAAAGCUCUUGAUAAUCUCCAGAGUUAUUUUAAGAAGGAUAUAGAUAAUAAACAGUUUAUAGAGAACCACAGGCACUAUUUUGAGACCAACAUCAAAAUCUCCUGCCAGCAGCUUAAAGAUGACAGUUUGAAGAAGUUGGAAACGUCAGCUGAAAACUGGGAAAGGCAGAACAGCGUUCGCAAAAUCCGUAAAUCCUGCGACGCGAACAUCCAACAUAAAGUAAAGGAACUAGUGAAGAAGUGCAAAGAAGAGAAGAAAGAACUUUCUGAUGCAGAGCUCACUCGGAUAUUUGAUGAGAUGUGGAAGGAAACUGUUGGUUUCUUCAAAUAUCCGGAGGAUAAAGUGGACAUUCAGCGAGAUAUGGAAAAAAGCCUUCUGAAUAAUGCUAGUCAGAGGAAGGAUUUGAAGUGGAAACUGAAAGAUAGAAAAUGUGAGCCAAUAGGAGAUGAUGGGUUCAAAGUUCUCCCAGUGCAUUUUAAAACAUUAGAUAAAUCUGGAUUUUCGCUAACAUUGGGAUUCACAUCGACCAGCGUCCAGGAGACAGCCAAUAGCAUUAUAAGAGAAUGCAAAAAAUACAUUGAAGAUCUGGUCGAUAGAGACACAGAUUACGACCCGCAUUACUGCACUGGUGUAAUAAUGAUCAUCGAUAAACAAAUCGAGAAACUUUAUGAUGAAAGGAGGAAGCUCACUGACCAGUUCUACGUUGACCUGAAACUUCAUAUUUGUGCGAUUGCUGUUCAUCAUUUCCAGGAAAUGCACAACAGAUUUCUUCAGAACAAUAAUCUACUGGACAGACUUGAAGAAGAGAAGGCUGCAUACUGCGAGACUCUCAAAGACCUCUACCGGGAAGGAGAUCUCAGUCAAAAGUUAGCAAAACGCUUCUGUUCUUUGUGUCUGAAGCCAUCUCUGAAGAGUGCGGUCCAGCGGCAGCUUUCAAAACAGGUCACCACAAAUAUGAGGGAGAAGUGGAUGCCUUACGUUUUUGACAAUAUCAGUUACUUCCAGCUCGCCCUCCUAGUAAACGUUUACAAAAGAGACAGCUUUGAUGCUUACAAGCACUACAUCACAGAUUAUGACCAAUACGCACUUAACUGGCUAGAGAAACAAGCAAAUGUGUAUUGCAGAACUGUAAUGAAUGGUAAAGUAAGGAUUUUGUCACUGGCAGAGGAGACAACACAGCGUCUUUGUAGUGCAGUUAAGAUGACCCUGACACAAGUCGCAAAAAUAAAUCUGAAUACUGCAGAUGAGUUCCUGCAGAAGUUCAUUUCAGAGCUCGAGUUGAUAAUAGUUAUCCUGAAAGAAAAGCUGGAAGUGGCUAAAUUUGGAUAUGAAGUAAAUGCUGCUGAGUUUAGCAAAGAUCUACAACAAGUAAUGGACACCCUGGAGAAAGAGCUUCUGCAUGAGUUUAGUUCUUGGGACGUGAGCUUUGAAAUAAGGAGUCUCCCCAAUCCCCCUCACAAACAGCUGUUUAGAUUAUUGAGAGGCUGCGGGGAAAAAUGUCCAGCCUGUGGAGCUCCUUGUGAACUGGAAGGAUCCAACCAUGAGCACUACUCUCGAUACCACAGAGUGUUUGCAGUAAAUCAUAUGCCACCAAGAAUGCUGCCUUUCAAAACGCAGUUUAAAAAGCGUUACUCACAAAUCUUUAUGAACUUCGACGAGAGGGCCAUGAACUGCAUCUCAUCGAAAACCCAAGCGACAAGCCGCCAAGGAAGACUGUUAAGAAGAUACAAGUGGGGCAACCUCUACAAGGGGUACACGUCAAUGUACUGGCGAUUUGUGCUCAAAAAGUAUAACCAGCAGUUUGCUGAAUUCUACAACACCAAACCAGUGUACCUGGACAGUAUAUUUGAGAUCACGUGGAAUGAUGUGAGGAAACAUCUUCAGAAGGUGUACCGGGUAAAUCUUGGUGCAUCUGGUUUAGCUCGUUUAAGAAGUAUGAAAUCUCAGAGAACUUUGGACAAUUAUGAACGAGCACCUUCUUUUCAACAGGAUUAAAUAACGACAGAGGUGGCUUUGGGUCUCUGAAUGAGAUAAUCUCACUCCUGCAUUUUUAUAAUUAAAUUAUGGUACCAGGAAUGCAUAUAAUCGGAUGGAAGUAUUGAGUAGAACAUGGAAACUUAAACUUAUCUGUCCGUAUCCAAAUGCCCCAGGUUUAGGACUACCCUGUUAGUUACUGCUCAUUGAUUUACCCACAGACCAGAUCUCAUGGCACCCAUAUGUGAAGCUUCACUGUGUCACCUUUUCCUCAAGACUCAGAAUAGCUUCUUAAUCUGUGCUAAUCACUUUCAUUCUUUCUAUUCUGAUUUGGCCAGUUAAUCAUACCUCUGUGUUUGACAGAACUGCAUCACGCACAGACCUCUCUGCCAGACUGGCAGCCUCCACUGUUCCUGAUGUUAACAACUUUGUGUAACAAUGUUAAUAUAGCUAGUGGAUUCUUGACCGGCCAAUAGGCCAUAAUGCAUGGACCGGGCAAAAGGGUUUAACCAGAAGCAGUUCAUUUCCGAACAAGACAGGUGGCAGUGGUGUUCAGGCCUGAACCCGAUUAGGACACUUGCAGGGUGGCACGGGAGCUGGAGUCCGGAAAUGGGGCCCUGUCUGGGUCUUUGGGGACCACCAGAGGGUGCUGCCUCUGAUUUUUGUACGAUCUGGAAAUGCUCCAGACGACUUGGUCAUGAGACCGCAAGCAGUUCCUGGGUCGACUUUAAAAGAGAGCCUGCCGCCUUACUUAAAUGAGUCAGAGUCGGGAGGCAACGAACAACGCUCUCUUGGAGAUGGAAGGAGAGGAUUGUGUCUUGAUGUAUUUUUACUAGUGUUGUGGAGAGAAAGGUGUUGAUGACAAAUUAAAUCCUUUAUUUGAAACUGGA